AUGUCCAAGAAAUUCUUGGCGAGAGGAUACCGUCCGGUACUCCUAAAAGAAGCUAAAACUAAAGCUUUGGCUUUAGACAGACAGCAACUCCUAUGUCCACAGAAAGAUCAGUCUCAGAGUGCAUGUAUUCCAUGGAGAGUGCACACAGGGGAGAGACCAUAUGAAUGCAAGGAGUGUGGGACAUUUUUUGUACAGAAGCAGCAUCUCCAGGCCCAUCACCGUACACACACCGGAGAGAAGCCGCAUCAGUGCGAAGAGUGCAGGAAAAGGUUUUCAUAUAAAUCAUAUCUUUCUACCCACAUGAGAACGCACUCGGAAGAGAAGCCAUAUAAAUGUACUGAAUGUGGGAAAGGAUUUACCACCAGCUCGCAUCGUCGUAGACACGAAGCUUCCCACACAGGAGCAAACCCCUUUCCAUGUUCUGAGUGUGAUAAAGCUUUCCCUACGAAGUCCCAGCUACGCAGCCACCAGAUUGUCCACACGGAAGAGAAGAACUUUGAGUGUCCAGAAUGUGAAAAAUGCUUCUCUACUUAUGGGAAUCUCAGCAGCCAUAAGCAGACGCACUCUGGGAAAAAGCCUUGUAAGUGCUCUCAGUGCGGGAAAGCAUUUGCUUGCAGAACCAAUCUUCGCCUCCAUCAGAAAUCCCACACAGGAGAAAAACCAUUUGCAUGUAACGAAUGUGCAAAGUGUUUUUCUAACAAAGCUCAUCUUGUCAGACACAUAAAAGUCCACACAGGACAGAAAUCCAAUAAAUGCAGCAAGUGUGGUGACUAUUUCCAGAAUGUGUCUGACCUCGCCCAGCACAAGAGAAGCCAUGAUAAGACCUAUGCGUGUACUGAGUGUGACAAACAUUUUAAACAGAACUGUCUUCUGAAGAAGCAUCAGAAAAUACACAUGGGAGAAAAGCCAUUUGUGUGUGCAGAGUGUGGGAAACGCUUUACACAGAAAGCCGGGCUGAUUUCACAUGAGCAGAGACUUAACAAGGGGGAGGAUUGUUUGAACUCCCCCGCUUCCAAGCCCCAACGCCUUGUCACCUUCAAGCACGGAGCCACGUAG
This is a messenger RNA of Pseudophryne corroboree (corroboree frog), 1056 nucleotides long. Its product is annotated as gastrula zinc finger protein xLCGF3.1-like. The record is from RefSeq and is a predicted model, not a curated record. Lineage: Eukaryota; Metazoa; Chordata; Amphibia; Anura; Myobatrachidae. The coding region runs from base 1 to 1056 and encodes 351 amino acids. Gene Ontology annotation, biological process: regulation of transcription by RNA polymerase II. Gene Ontology annotation, molecular function: DNA-binding transcription factor activity, RNA polymerase II-specific; RNA polymerase II cis-regulatory region sequence-specific DNA binding. The transcript is spliced from 3 exons.